UCAAGUGGAUACAUAUAUAUGCACAACAUAUUGGACAGAGACCCUCAAAUCUUUAGAGAUGUGUAUAGAAUGUAUCCUGACGUGUUUCGAAAAUUAUGUAGCAUCCUAAAAGCGAAAACACCUUUACGGGAUACAAGACACAUUUGUGUUGAAGAAAUGCUUGCAACCUUUUUACUAGUUGUCGGCCAAAAUAAUCGAUACAGUGAAGCUCGGCUGAUAUUUGAGCGAUCUCAUUUUGCUGUUAGCAGAAGUUUCAACAAAGUCUUGAAGGCCUUGAAUACAAUAGCACCACAGUUUAUGGCUAAACCUGAAUCCAUACCACCUAACAUAAGAGAAAGUACAAGGUUCUAUCCUUACUUUAAGGAUUGUGUCGGAGCUAUAGAUGGCACGCAUAUUCCUGCAACGGUAGUUGGACGUGAGUUCAUAUAUGUGAUUAGUGGAUGGGAGGGUUCCGCUCAUGAUUCAAAAGUGUUGAAUGAUGCGAUUUCUAGACGAAAUGGACUCAAAGUGCCACCAGGUAAAUAUUACUUAGGGGACUGCGGAUUCCCAAAUCGACGUCGGUUCCUAGCUCCAUUUCGAGGUACUCGAUAUCACCUCAAAGAUUUUGGUGGUGAAGGAAAUCAUCCUGUCAAUGCAAUUGAGUUAUUCAAUCUUCGCCAUGCUUCCUUGAGGAACGUAAUUGAGAGAAUAUUUGGAAUAUUUAAGUCGCGUUUCACAAUCUUCAAAUUAGCACCACCAUUUUUAUAUAAGACACAAGCAGAACUAGUUUUGGCUUGUGCAAGACUGCACAAUUUUCUUCGACAGGAAUGUCGUUCAGAUGAAUUUCCUCCUGAACCAGAAGAAGAUCCGAUAGACAAUCACGAAGAUAAUUUUGAAUGGGAUGAUUUUCAAACCCAAGAUCAGCAAAGAGAGAAUGCUAAUGAAUGGAGAAUAAGUAUUGCUACUCAUAUGUGGACAGAUGCCCAACCAAAUGCCAACAAUGAAAACAAUGACAAUCAAGAAAGUGAAAAUGAGGGAGAAGAAUAA
Rosa chinensis is the source of this 1026-nucleotide messenger RNA. RefSeq names its product protein ALP1-like. The transcript has 4 exons. The record is from RefSeq and is a predicted model, not a curated record. NCBI's taxonomy places the organism in Eukaryota, Viridiplantae, Streptophyta, Magnoliopsida, Rosales, Rosaceae. The coding region runs from base 19 to 1026 and encodes 335 amino acids.